AUGCCUAAAGCGGUGUGUGUUAUCAAAGGAGACGUCACAGGCACAGUUUUCUUCGAGCAGAAGGAUAACAAAUCGCCUGUAGUUGUGACUGGUGAAGUUGCAGGACUCAAAAAGGGCAAACAUGGAUUCCACGUUCACGAGUUUGGGGACAACACGAAUGGAUGCACAUCUGCUGGUCCCCACUUCAAUCCCAAAGGUGCCGACCACGGCGCACCAGACGCACCUGUUCGUCACGUCGGUGAUCUUGGCAAUAUCGAGGCUUCCCAAGACGAUGGAGUGACAAAGGUCUGCAUCCAAGAUUCCCUGAUUUCCUUGUUGCCUGGUGAGAACAGCAUCAUUGGCCGUACUCUGGUAGUACACGCGGAUCCAGACGAUAUGGGCAUUGGAGGCCACGAGCUGAGCAAGACUACUGGAAACGCUGGCGCCCGUAUUGGCUGCGGUGUCAUCGGUCUCGCCAAAUCUUAA
This is a messenger RNA of Arctia plantaginis, 465 nucleotides long. Lineage: Eukaryota; Metazoa; Arthropoda; Insecta; Lepidoptera; Erebidae. The record is from the annotation of a GenBank genome assembly.